CUACAGCUUCUUUAAGCGUACAACAAGAAAAGUAACAGAAUAUCUUUUUACUCUAUCCUUGACAGCAUUUAAUAUUCCUUUUGUGCACUGAUAAACGCUUCUACGUUUUAGAGUAAUCAACGCGCAAAAAAUCGAAAGGCUCAAAGCUUGAACGCGGGUCUUGAAAUAUUCCCAUUUAUGGCUCUAUUCUAUAGAUUAAAUUUGUUUUCUUACUACACGUUUAUCUGUAUAAUAGGUGAAUAUGAUCUUCGUAAAGCGGACGGAACCGAGCAAGUUAUCCCAAUUGACCAAAUCUUCAUACAUCCUAAAUAUAACCGGCCAGUGACUGGGCUCGACUAUGACGUGGCAUUGAUCAAAUUGAAGAAACCAAUCACGUUCAACAAUGACGCAAGACCCGUAUGUCUGCCCACCAAGGAUUUUCCUCCUGGAACUAAGUGCUAUGUCACUGGAUGGGGCGAUACAACUGAGGGGGGAAAUUUUGCACAGAUUUUGCAGCAAGCCCAAGUUCCUCUUGUACCACGUGACACUUGUCGGCGAGCAUACAGCGACCUCCGAUUGCCCAUUACGAAACGCAUGCGCUGUGCAGGUUUCUCUCAGGGAGGAGUUGAUGCAUGCAAAUCGGACAGUGGAGGACCGCUGGUCUGUCCAAGAAAUAACAAGUGGUAUCUUAUGGGUAUCGUCAGCGGGGGCGAUGGUUGUGCGCGCCCAAAUAGAUUUGGUGUGUAUUCUGACGUGUUGGCCCUUAAGCCCUGGGUGCAGCAAACAAUAAAUCAAAACCCAACUCCAUAAUUGUCGAGGGCAGUAAAGAGAUUGAAAUUGUCGGUUGACUAGCUCAUGUUUCAUGGAAAAUAAAAGAAUCACAGCAAACUAAUAAAAAAUAAUCUCACUUACCGGUUAAUUAUUCGGGUAAAUUACGGUUAGGGUCACAUUUCGCAAGAAUAUAUUAUAUUUGACGAUAAAAUAACUCCUAAGUAACUUAAUCCUGUAAGACUAAAGCAUUUUAUAUAAGAAAUAAAGGGGAAAAUGUAAAAUAUUGUCA
Orbicella faveolata is the source of this 1039-nucleotide messenger RNA. Its product is annotated as trypsin-1-like. The record is from RefSeq and is a predicted model, not a curated record. Gene Ontology annotation, biological process: proteolysis. NCBI's taxonomy places the organism in Eukaryota, Metazoa, Cnidaria, Anthozoa, Scleractinia, Merulinidae. Gene Ontology annotation, molecular function: serine-type endopeptidase activity.